UCAACAGCCAUUCCAGUGAAGUCUUUCGUCGUAGGUGGUUGGAGCGGGAAAGCUGUUAGAGACGCUGUGCUUGGGAAUUCGCAAAGUUUCAUUCAGCUUCAACAUUAAGAUUUGGAGGGUGGACAAAGUGAAGUGAGUGCUGUCGGUAAUAAGUUUUGAAGUUGUUUGUGCCUUGUCAUGGCAACAGAAGCUCAAAGACUAAUCAGCAUUUCGCUGACGAAGAUUGCACAGUCGAGAGCACAGCGUGGGGGAGUUAGCCUACACAAAAAUUUGCUUGUUGCGACUGUCCUGCAGAAGGCUCGUUACGUCUUCAUGGAGGAGGCGUAUCACAUGGUGCAUUCAACAGGCGGUAUUUACACGGCUACGGUUUCGAGUGCCCAGCAGCAGAAUCAAGCAAGUUACGAGCAAAAUUACGACGACGACAGCAGUCAGGUGAGUCUGUCACCAGAAGCUACUGCAGACCACAUCCAUUCAGAAGACAGCGAAGGAUCGUCGAGUGACAGCCCUCUGCAAGAGUUCCUUGACCAGUCGUGCAUACGUUGCACGGAUUCGGCAGCGGCGUCGAGUGAAGAGGAUAACAAGGAGAACCACGCGCCUUCUCAUUGUCAGAACCCAGUGUCAUCACAUACUGUUACAGAUUCUCCCACGUAUUUCGAUUUAGACAAUACGUCUCGCAGUGAAGACAACAAAGUGUUCAGGGACAGAUCUAAUAAUGCGUCACAACCUUCCAGUAGGUGCCUCAAGAGGAGACGGGCCGUAGCUGAGUGGGAAACGGAAGAGGCAGUGUCUUCAAUUUUGCCCAAGAAAGCGAAGACAACGGAGUGCAGUGACACCGAGGGUGACGAUUCGGUCUUCAUAGACGAUGCGGUCUUGUUCACGGAGUGCGGUGUGAGUGACGCGGACAGUGACGAUGCAGAAGAUACCGCGCGCACAACUAUGGAAAUUGACACAAUCACGAGUUUGGUGUCAAUCUUCAGUUUUGGUGGACUGGCGGCGAGUGACAUGUCAGCUGCAGGCGGUGUUGCUAAGUUGACGAGGUCUAUGUCAACCCCAGAUCUGUGUUCAGCGCAAGCAAAGGAAGGAGUAGAUGUUCUUCAGCAGAGGCCUUUCCUGGCGAUGACGGUGUGAUGCAGCCACGGUCAUCCGUUUGCUGGUUGGAGGUCCGGCAGAAAGUGUAGAUUCGGCCACUUAAUGGAAAGUAACAUACGAAGAUACAAUCUGUGUAUCGGUAAGUCCAAGGAACCAAACGAUUGUUCAAAUGAGGGCGAUCGUUCGUUCGCUGAAAUUGUCAAUUUUAGUAAAAUUGCCUCCCAAUGAAAGCAAAUGUAAUAGUUACUUGUGAUCUCAUGUAAUAUGAACUGAACGCGAUUCAGAGUUUGAGAUUGCUGAAGUGUGAACUUGGCCUAAUGUGAUUUUUGUCCACUAGUAUUCCUGUACAGUGUUGCCCUUUCCUGUGCUGUCAGUUAAUAGUUUCAUUUUAUGUAAGUACCAAGAGUAUGGUUCAUUGACAUGAAAGCGGCUGUUUUUUCUUGAUAGUGGCAUUACGUUGUUCUGAGCCCGUACCACUGAUUUUGCAGCAGUGUGAACUUAUAUUUCUUGUGUAAUUAUCAGUAUUUUUUUCUGCUCUUUGCACAUAAUUGACAGUUGUUCCAAUAAUUCUUGCUGCAUUUGAUGCCCCUGGGGCCAUAGUCAAAAUUUUGACGAACCCUUUUCGUAAUCUUUGUACAGCUUGCUUUGAGUUUAUUGCUGCAGGAUAUUCCCUUUUGUAUAUAUUUUAUAUGGUCGUUUAAAAUUGUAUAUUGUGUAAAAAAAAGUUAUGACUCUGUUUUAAGAGUU
Messenger RNA from Schistocerca piceifrons (Central American locust), 1836 nucleotides. RefSeq lists its product as uncharacterized. The transcript has a single exon. Bases 178 to 1128 code for a protein of 316 amino acids. Lineage: Eukaryota; Metazoa; Arthropoda; Insecta; Orthoptera; Acrididae. The record is from RefSeq and is a predicted model, not a curated record.